AUGGAUGCCGUCCGUGCCAGUCCCUUUGGCCAGCUUUUCCGCCCAGACAACUUCGUUUUCGGCCAGUCCGGUGCUGGAAACAACUGGGCCAAGGGUCAUUACACCGAGGGUGCUGAGCUGGGUCGACCAAGUCAUCGGCGUCCUCCCGCCGGCUUCCAGAUCACUCACUCCCUUGGUGGUGGUACCGGCGCCGGCAUGGGUACCUUGCUGAUUUCCAAGAUCCGGGAGGAAUUCCCAGACCGUAUGAUGGCCACUUUCUCGGUCGUUCCUUCGCCAAAGGUUUCCGACACCGUUGUCGAGCCUUACAAUGCCACCCUCUCCAUCCAUCAGCUCGUUGAGCACUCCGACGAGACCUUCUGUAUCGAUAACGAGGCUCUGUAUGAUAUCUGCAUGCGGACUCUCAAACUCUCUGAGCCAUCUUACGGUGACCUCAACCAUCUCGUGUCCGCCGUCAUGUCUGGUGUGACCACCUGCCUGCGAUUCCCUGGCCAACUUAACUCUGACCUUCGGAAACUCGCUGUCAACAUGGUUCCAUUCCCUCGUCUCCAUUUCUUCAUGGUCGGAUUCGCCCCUCUUACUAGCCGUGGAGCAUACUCCUUCCGUGCUGUCACCGUCCCUGAAUUGACCCAGCAGAUGUACGACCCUAAGAACAUGAUGGCUGCUUCUGACUUCCGUAACGGCCGUUACCUCACCUGCUCUGCUAUCUUCCGUGGUAAGGUUUCCAUGAAGGAAGUCGAGGAUCAGAUGCGCAACGUCCAGAACAAGAACCACACCUACUUCGUCGAGUGGAUCCCCAACAACGUGCAGACUGCUCUCUGCUCCAUCCCUCCCCGUGGCCUCAAGAUGUCCUCUACCUUCGUUGGAAACUCCACCUCCAUCCAGGAGCUCUUCAAGCGUGUCGGUGACCAGUUCACUGCUAUGUUUAGGCGCAAGGCUUUCUUGCAUUGGUACACUGGCGAGGGAAUGGAUGAGAUGGAGUUCACCGAAGCGGAGAGCAACAUGAACGAUCUCGUUUCUGAGUAUCAGCAGUACCAGGAUGCUAGCAUUUCUGAGGGAGAGGAUGAGUACGUUGAGGAAGAGAUCCUUGAGGGCGAGGAGUAG
This is a messenger RNA of Blastomyces gilchristii SLH14081, 1101 nucleotides long. RefSeq names its product tubulin beta chain. Gene Ontology annotation, molecular function: GTPase activity; GTP binding; structural constituent of cytoskeleton. Gene Ontology annotation, cellular component: cytoplasm; microtubule. Gene Ontology annotation, biological process: mitotic cell cycle; microtubule cytoskeleton organization. The record is from RefSeq and is a predicted model, not a curated record. NCBI's taxonomy places the organism in Eukaryota, Fungi, Ascomycota, Eurotiomycetes, Onygenales, Ajellomycetaceae. Bases 1 to 1101 code for a protein of 366 amino acids. The transcript has 5 exons.